AUGAAAGAUUGGGUCUCACCUAUGUACAUGUUCUUCCACCCAGAGCCACGCAUUGUUGUCAUUGGCAGACAGCAUGCAUACAAGUUCAAGUGCUAUGCACAAUCCACUGGAAAUAUGCGCAAGCAUGUGAAGGUAUGCUGGGGUGAUGAUGUCCUUGCAGCCGCUGAUGAUGCAAAGGAUGCCAAUGAGGCGCGCACCAAGAUAGUUGGAGGUAUCCUACACAAUGGGUCAAUCACUGUGUCAUUCGAGCGCAAGGGGAAAGGAAAGGUCACAUACUCUCACCAUCAAAAUAUGAAGGCCAAAACACAAGGACCAGAAUACUACAUACCAUCACCAUCAACUGAAUAUCCAGGGAAACUCAACUUUACAACAGAUGGUUGGACUGCCAUGAACCAUCAGGCAUUUGUGGCUGUUUCAGCACACUUGGAACACAAUGGGAAGCCGCUAAGUCUUCCAUUAGAUAUCAUCAAAGUUGCAAAGGUUUGA
Suillus paluster is the source of this 486-nucleotide messenger RNA. RefSeq lists its product as uncharacterized. The transcript has 4 exons. The record is from RefSeq and is a predicted model, not a curated record. Lineage: Eukaryota; Fungi; Basidiomycota; Agaricomycetes; Boletales; Suillaceae. The coding region runs from base 1 to 486 and encodes 161 amino acids.